Messenger RNA from Grammomys surdaster, 2444 nucleotides. Its product is annotated as disintegrin and metalloproteinase domain-containing protein 25-like. Bases 30 to 2276 code for a protein of 748 amino acids. Gene Ontology annotation, cellular component: plasma membrane; external side of plasma membrane; sperm head plasma membrane. The record is from RefSeq and is a predicted model, not a curated record. The transcript has a single exon. Gene Ontology annotation, biological process: male gonad development; proteolysis. Gene Ontology annotation, molecular function: metalloendopeptidase activity. Lineage: Eukaryota; Metazoa; Chordata; Mammalia; Rodentia; Muridae.
CCUUUGCUGUCUCAGAGGACAAGGUAGCUAUGAGUAAGGCUGUGGUAUACACAAGGAUAUCUCAUCUGUACCUCUGGCUGGAGAUAUUGAUCAUUCUUUCAUCAUGGCCCUUGACCGGGUAUGCUCAGCACACCAGCCUCCCAGAAGUAGUGAUACCCUUACAGGUCACAGGCAACAGACCAAUGUGGGCUAUGGGAUGGCUGACCUAUAGCCUUCACUUUGGGGGCCACAAACAUUUUAUUUACAUGAAGGCCAAGAAGGUCUUUGUAUCCAGACUCUUCUCUGUAUUCACCUACACUAAGCAAGGUGCUCUACAUAAAGACCAGCCAUAUGUCCAGCAAGAUUGUUACUACCAUGGCUAUAUGGAUGGAGACCCAGAGUCCAUGGUUGCUAUUACUACCUGUUAUGGAGGCUUUCAAGGACUAUUACAGAUAAAUGGCACAGUUUAUGAAAUCAAGCCCAAGAAACUUUCUUCUACAUUUGAACAUUUGGUUCAAAAGUUAGAAAAUGAGGAGACAGAAUUAUACCCCCUGAGAUGUGCAUUGACAGAAGAAGAGAUAGCAAGGCAAAUGAAGCUUCAGAAGAAUGAGAACCCCACUCUGAUGCAAAGCCAUUAUGAGGGAUGGUGGACUCACAAGCAUUUUCUUGACCUGGCAUUGGUUGUUGACCAUGAGAGAAUUCGUUAUCAUAACAAUAACACGUCUCGUGUGUUAGCAGAAGUAUUCAUCAUUAUCAGUAUAAUAAAUAAAAUUUAUCAGACACUGGAUGUUGAGCUAGUUUUACAAGGAGUUGAGCUGUGGAAUGAAAGAAACCAUGUGGCUGUGGGUGGCAUAGAGGACCUCCUACAGGAAUUUUGUAUUUGGAAGACUCUCAGCCUUAAUUUUCGUAUUCCAAAUGACAUUGGACAUCUUUUUGUGAACCAUGAUUUUGGUGUUUUCCUUGGUUUAGCGUUUAUUGGGAGUGUUUGUGUGCCAACUCAUAAUUGUGGAAUUGAUCGUCUGAUAGGACCUAAUAUUUUUUAUUUCGGGAAAAUUAUAGCACAUGAGAUGGGUCAUAAUUUGGGUAUGGAGCAUGAUACUGGCUCAUGUACAUGUGGAGUAAACGAUUGCUUAAUGGCUCCAACAGACAGUGGCAUCCCAAAGUUUAGUAACUGUAGUUAUUCUGACUUUUGGACAAUGUAUGCUACUGCCAAGUGCAUGCGCAAGGAAAAGAAGCCAAUACGCAACCCCAAAAUCAAGUUCUGUGGGAAUGGAGUGGUUGAAGACGGAGAGCAAUGUGAUUGCGGAUCUGCAGAAGUGUGUAAAACAGAUCCAUGUUGUAACUCCAGGUGUACCCUCAAUGAUGGGGCUGCCUGUGCUUUUGGGCUUUGUUGCUUACAUUGCCAGAUCACAUCAUCAGGCACAGUUUGCAGAGAAAAGGUCAAUGAAUGUGACCUUCCAGAAUGGUGCAAUGGAAGCUCACAUAUGUGUCCUAAUGACGUUUAUUUGCUUGAUGGGAGCCCCUGUGAAGAUGGUGGCUACUGCUAUGAAAAGAGAUGUAAUAAGCGAGAUGAACAGUGUAAGCAAAUCUUUGGCAAAGAAGCCAGGAGUGCAGCUCAGAGUUGCUACAGAGAACUCAACACCCAAGGUGACCGUUUUGGCAACUGUGGUAUGAUCAGAAAUGCAUACUUAAGAUGUAGUGACUCAGACAUCCUCUGUGGCAGAGUUCAGUGUGAGAACGUAAGAAGCAUUCCACUGUUGCAGGGGCAUUCCACUGUACACUGGACUCACCGCAAUGGUGUCACCUGUUGGGGAACUGACUACCAUUUUGGGAUGACAAUCCCUGACAUCGGUUUUGUGAAAGAUGGCACAGACUGUGGUCCAGAGCAUGUGUGUAUUAAUAAGAAGUGUGUCAGAAAGUCAAUUUGGGCAAGUAAGUGUUCACCCAAGGUAUGUAACAUGAAAGGUGUGUGCAACAACUUACACCACUGCCACUGCGACCGAGGGUGGGACCCACCAAAUUGCCUGAAAAUUGGCUUUGGAGGGAGUGUUGACAGUGGUCCUCCACCUGGGGAAGAAGAGGAACCCAAGGAAGAAAAGGACCUGACACUGAUUAUUCUGAUUCCUUUUGUUACUUUCUUAUUCUUUCCGUUCCCUUGGAUUUUUUAUAGGUAUGUAGCAACACCAAUGAUUGAGGAAGCCACUGUUUCUACUUCAGAGGAAGAAAAGGAAGAAGAGGAAGAAGAGGAGAGCAAUGUGGCAAGCAAUGAGUCAGCACAGGAACAGGUUGAAAUGUGAAAAGUAAUACAUUCUAAGCCUUCAUGACUUACCAGGGAGCUAUCAUCUCGCCAUGUGCAGCACUGCAUCUUUUACAAUUAGCUGACAGAAAUUUCUAGAGAUUCUUACUAUUUCAACGUGAAAAAUAACCUCUCAGCAUUUAAUAAAAGUGUAGGUCCUGGUACAUAA